Molecule: messenger RNA, 2263 nt
Organism: Saimiri boliviensis boliviensis (Bolivian squirrel monkey)
Lineage: Eukaryota; Metazoa; Chordata; Mammalia; Primates; Cebidae
Gene: ARMCX6
Product: armadillo repeat containing X-linked 6
Cellular component (GO): mitochondrion
Source: RefSeq, a predicted model, not a curated record
AAAGGAGGUAGGGGUGGAAGGGGGCCAAGAACGCCGCAGAUCCGAGUUCAGGCCGAUCACGGCUGGGUCCCUUUCUCGCCUACUUUCUAAAUACUGCCUCCCACCCCCACCCCACCCCGUGCUCCUUUUAGUAGAGAGAAGUGGCGGGCUUCGGGUGGGUUGGGGUGAGGGGAGUGAAUGGCGUUUCCAGGGACUCCGAGGAAAGAAAGGUUCCACAAUCGGGGUUCCAGUGUCCCGGGUGCUGGUCCGUCUACCAAGCACUCCGUCUCCUCGGUCCCUUGUCUGUUUGCAGGAUCGUAGGUCUGCUGGCCUGUAAGUCUCGGCGCAAGUCUAAGCUAGAGAAGGAGAAAACUGCCUUGGUUGGAACCUUGCAGACUCUAUCUGUCUAUCACCGUGGAAGGACCACUGACAACAGAAGGCAAGGGAAAACGAAGAAAUUUACCCGACUUUGGUAGAGGAAGAGAAAUGUGGAAUCCUGAGGGUCGAUAGAGGAAGAUAGAAAAGAACAAAGAAACUGUUUCCUGUUAAUCUGCCUUUCUCACCAACAACUGGAAAUCCGGCCUCUCUGUGAUGCAGAAAGCCAAACAUAGCUCCGAGCCUUAAUACUCUAUUUCACCCAUAGAUUCAUCACAAAAGAGCUACAGGAGCCUGGAAUAAGCUGAAGACUGCUACCCUCCAUCAUUACUCAUCCUGGACCUAAGAGACCCCUUCAAUCAGGUGGAGCAAGGCCCUCUCCUGUCCUGCCCCAAGGCUGGAACUGACUUGAGCAUGGGCCGGGCUCGGGAAGUGGGUUGGAUGGCGGCAGGACUGAUGAUUGGGGCUGGUGCCUGCUACUGUGUUUACAAAUUAACCAUAGGAAGAGAUGACAGUGACAAGCUGGAGGAGGAGGAGGAAGAGGACUGGGAUGAUGACCAGGAGCUGGAUGAGGAGGAGCCUGAUGUUUGGUUUGAUUUUGAAACUAUGGCUCGGCCCUGGAGUGAGGAUGGGGAUUGGACUGAACCUGGGGACCCAGGUGGCACUGAGGACAGGCCCUCAGGGGGAGGAAAGGCCAACCGAGCACACCCAAUAAAACAGCGGCCCUUCCCCUAUGAACAUAAAAAUACUUGGAGUGCUCAAAACUGCAAAAAUGGCGGUUGUGUUCUUGACCUCUCCAAGUGUCUUUUCAUUCAGGGAAAACUGUUGUUUGCCGAGAUCAAGGAGGAGGCGUUUCCCUUUAGCCAGAAUAUCAACAGCCAUUUGGCCAGCCUCUCAAUGGUCAGACACACGAUCCCCACUCCAGACCCCGCGGUUAGAGAGGCUUUGUGUGCCCCAGAUAACUUAAAUGCCAGUAUUGAAAGUCAGGGCCAGAUUAAGAUGUACAUCGAUGAAGUGUGUCGGGAGACUGUGUCACGUUGCUGCAACUCAUUUCUGCAGCAGGCCGCAUUAAAUUUGUUAAUAAGCAUGACAGUUAUUAAUAACAUGCUUGCCAAGUCCGUUUCAGACUUGAAGUUUCCUUUGAUAUCAGAGGAAAGUGGAUGUGCUAAGGUUCAGGUUUUGAGACCGCUGAUGGGUUUGUCUGAAAAGCCAGUCUUGGCGGGGGAGUUAGUCGGUGCCCAGAUGCUCUUCUCAUUCAUGUCCCUCUUUAUCAGAAAUGGAAACAGAGAGAUUCUCCUGGAAACCCCUGCCCUAUAAAGGGCCCUCUCGAACACAAUGGGACCGAUUCCACUCAAAACGCGCUUGGUUUGCAGAUGUCAAAGAAUCUGCAGAGGGUGUCACUGAAGAUCCAGCCUUAGCCAAUCACCGCCUCAUUGGGUGAAAGUUCCAGCGCUCAAUCCAGGACCACGCUCUUAUUGGCCAGGCAGGGGCUCCCACAGAGCUUUGAGUAACUUCUUGGUUGUGCAGGCUGCAGGCAAUGUUGGCAUUGUAAAUUCCUCCCGGCAGCCUCCUUCACGAGGUGAGGGGAUCACUUCGGCUGCCUGCUGUGGACAAAGAACAUCAAAUUACAGCAUCACGAGUGCUAUUGUUGCCUGUGGUGGUCUCCCUGCCCAAGCGGGACCGCUUUGCAGAGACCAGACGCGUACCGCAGCUUGAGCUAACAAUGCAUUUGUUGCAGCUUAGGUUGAAUUAUUUUUCGUUUACCCUUUCUUCUACACGCGCCUGAUGAAUGGUGAACCUAAUCAUCAAAAAAGUGUACUGCUCUUCUGUCUAUUGUACCGACUUAACCUCUUCCACCCAAGCCCGCAUCUGUGUGUAUCAUCAAUAAAGUUGUGUGCUUUGAUUGGCA